Messenger RNA from Hippocampus zosterae (dwarf seahorse), 1080 nucleotides. It is a transcript of the gene bcas2, whose product is annotated as BCAS2 pre-mRNA processing factor. Gene Ontology annotation, cellular component: catalytic step 2 spliceosome; precatalytic spliceosome; Prp19 complex. Gene Ontology annotation, biological process: mRNA processing. The transcript has 7 exons. The record is from RefSeq and is a predicted model, not a curated record. The coding region runs from base 110 to 787 and encodes 225 amino acids. NCBI's taxonomy places the organism in Eukaryota, Metazoa, Chordata, Actinopteri, Syngnathiformes, Syngnathidae.
UGAAAAGACGUUGACGAAGAAGAAAGAACCGGAAGUAUUAAGACGUCAAAAAAUUGGCGUAGUUCAACAAGAUACUUAUUGCUAAUUGAACAGUUUUGUCUCGAUUAACAUGUCUGGAACUGCCUCAGUUGCGGGUGAAGUGUUUGUUGAUGCAUUACCUUAUUUUGACCAAGGUUACGAUGCUGCCGGUGUCAGAGAAGCCGCUGCAGCAUUAGUAGAGGAGGAGACCAGAAGAUACAGACCAACCAAGAACUACCUGAGCUACCUGCCAACUCCUGACUUUUCUGCUUUUGAGACAGAAAUUAUGAAGAAUGAAUUUGAUCGCCUUGCAGCACGACAACCAAUGGACCUCCUUAGCAUGAAGAGGUAUGAGCUGCCAGCGCCCCCUUCAGGUCAAAAGAAUGACAUUACAGCUUGGCAGGAGUGUGUGAACAACUCCAUGGCCCAGUUAGAGCACCAGGCCAUUCGCAUCGAGAACCUGGAGCUCAUGUCACAGUACGGAACCAACGCUUGGAAAGUCUACAACGAUAACCUAGCCUUCAUGAUCGAGGUGGCUCAAAAGGAACUGCAGAAAUUCAGGAAACAAAUUCAAGAUUUGAAUUGGCAGCGUAAAAAUGACCAGUUAGCCGGAGGAGCCAAACUGCGAGAACUGGAGUCGAAUUGGGUAUCGCUGGUCAGCAAGAACUAUGAGAUUGAGCGGGCCAUCAUACAUCUAGAAAACGAAAUCGGUCAGCUCAGACAGCAGCAGGGCGACGAGAACAAGGAAAACAUUCGGCAGGAUUUCUGACCUACAAAACGUAUUCAUUUUGUCAGAUGCGUCCUUUUUUGUAUUUUUUUUAAUAAAGACAAAAGAAAGUCAAAAUGGAGGAAAGCCAACAUUUGGAAAGGUGUCUUUGAGAACAGACCAAGGAGGGACCUUCACGAUGCUGAAUGACUUCCUAUUUUCAGCCAAGAGCAGAUUUGAAGUAUGACGCUGGACCUGAUUGAUUGUUUCUUGUCACUUUGUCUUUUAUCACCAGCGCUCUUCAUCAGCUCAAUUUUUUGGGGGCAUUUUAAUAAAGUCAACAUUUAUUUCCUAAA